CCCGAAACGCCAAAUUUCCAAUGGGCGCCGCCAUCUUGAUGUCAAAGGUCAGAAUAUAUCCCACUAUGCUUUGCGAUCACCAAGGUAACAGGAACAGCGACAGAAACCAAGAUGUCGAAAGGAACGACCAUCAAAGAAGCCCUGGCGAAGUGGGAGGAGAAGAAUGGGACUAAGGCUGCAGAGUCCACAACAGUGAAGCUGUAUAUGCAGAUACCUCCCAUCGAGAAAAUGGAUGCCUCCCUCUCCACUCUUGCAAGCUGCGAGAUGCUAUCGCUCUCCACCAACUGCAUUGAGAAAAUUGCCAACCUGAAUGGCCUAAAAAACCUGAAAAUCUUGUCCUUGGGCAGAAAUAACAUAAAGAACCUGAAUGGCCUGGAGGCUGUAGGGGACACUUUGUGUGAGCUGUGGAUCUCUUACAAUAACAUUGAGAAGCUGAAAGGCAUCCAUGUGCUCAAGAAACUGACGGUGUUACACAUGUCCAACAACCAGGUCCGUGACUGGGGAGAGUUUGGAAAACUGGCUGACUUACCAUGCUUGGUUGACCUCUUGUUUGUUGGUAACCCCCUGGAAGAGAAGCACCAGGCAGAUGGUGACUGGAUUGAACAGGCCACUGGCAAGCUGCCUAAACUGAAGAAACUGGAUGGUGCGCCAGUUAUCAAGCAGGAAGAGGGAGAUGACUGAGAUUCUCAAGUUGUACAGCGUGUCUGUUUGACACUUUUGUAAACAUACCAUUGAAUAUGAUGACUGCACCUUCCUGUGGUUUUGGAAUACUUGAAACUUUUUGACUGCUGUUUGAAAUAUGGUUAAGUCAGCAGAGUCCUGGGUCAAAAAUUACCUUACAUGA
Molecule: messenger RNA, 844 nt
Organism: Branchiostoma floridae (Florida lancelet)
Lineage: Eukaryota; Metazoa; Chordata; Leptocardii; Amphioxiformes; Branchiostomatidae
Product: dynein light chain 1, axonemal-like
Exons: 10
Coding region: 112-681 (189 amino acids)
Cellular component (GO): cytoplasm
Molecular function (GO): protein kinase binding
Source: RefSeq, a predicted model, not a curated record